This is a messenger RNA of Eutrema salsugineum, 2130 nucleotides long. RefSeq lists its product as uncharacterized. The transcript is spliced from 9 exons. The coding region runs from base 116 to 1939 and encodes 607 amino acids. The record is from RefSeq and is a predicted model, not a curated record. Lineage: Eukaryota; Viridiplantae; Streptophyta; Magnoliopsida; Brassicales; Brassicaceae.
CAUCUCCCCGCCAAAGCAUUUUCAUUCCCGUAUGAUAGAAACAGUUAAACCCUAACUUUUCCGAUUUCGGAAGUAAAUCUCGGAUAAUCUCUCUAUUGGGAAAGUUUUCUGCUCCAUGGCUGACCAUCGGGAACCUAAUUCCGACGGCGAUUCCUCGUCUUUCCAGAGAACGGUUUUCCUGGGAGAUUGGUGGUUGAUAAAAUGUUCAAAGGAAUUUGAGGGGAAACGAUUUGGUGUUGCUGGAUACGAGAUAGCAGCUUCCGUCGAGACACGAGCAAUGCGUGUGUUUACAUCUUCCCCAAUCAUCAAAGCCUUUGACGUUUUCACACUCCAAGCAUCUGAUGGAACCUGCAUCACCCUCCGAGGAUUUCUUAACAAAGAACGCGUUGUAAAAAGUGGGUUUCUCCCUGAGAUUUCCCGUGAGUUCAUCUUCGGGUUUCCUCCUUGCUGGGAACAAAUUUGUAACAAUUGCUUUGGAGGAGUGCAUUUAGGUACUGAUAUCAAUAAUGCCUCUUCGCUAAUUGAUAAAGCUUGUUCUCCCGUUUUAUCACCAUGUAAGAACUCGAAAGGGAAUCUAGAGGAUAGUCGGGUGGAGACCAGAGCUAAAAGCACUGUGACUGAGAAGAACACUACAGUGAUCAACGAUAAAGAUGGUCACAGUGACGGUUCUAUAGCAAGAUAUACAAAAUCUGCGAGGAAAAAGUCUCUUCGUCUGCAAUCCAAACCUGGUGGAAAAAGUGCAGAGGAAGAAAGGGAACUUGAAUUGAGUAAAAUUCAGAAUACUACUAAUGAUAGAGAUCAUGGUAGUGAAGGCUUGAAUAAAGCUAAGAGCCGUGAUGUAGAAAAAGAUGAAUUCGAAGCUACAGGUAAUGAAGGCAGUGAAGCGAAACUCGAUGAGAGUAAAGUCCAGAAUCGUACUAAUGAUGGAGAUCAUCAUGGUAGUGGAGGUUUAGAUAAGGCUAAGAGCAGUGAUGUAGAAAAAUAUGAAGGCGAGGUUAUCAAUAAUGAAGUGAUAUCCUCAGCGGAUGGAUGUGGUAAUAAGCAUGCCUGUGCAGAUAAUGUUGAUAAAGUAACAAGUAUGAGUGCUACUGGAGAAUCACUGACUUCAGAACAGGGAAACGGUGAACUUAAGGUAACAAGAGCAUCCCCACAAUCCCUGUUUGAGGACUUAGAUAAAAGUAGGAAACCUGCAAAGAAAAGUCGCAAGACCCUCAAAAGUGACGGCAAUGUAGUAGAGGAUGUGAAUCAUUCUGGGACCAAAGUCAAAAGUGCAAAGAACAAAAGGAAAUUGGAUGUGAGUAAAGGCCAGCAUCCUACUACUAGUAGUGAAGGUUUGAAUAAGGCCAAGGGCAAUGACGUAGAAAAAGAUGAAGGCACGGCUAUCAAUAAUGAAGUGGUAUCACCAGUGGAUGGAUAUGGUAGGCAUUCUGGUACAGAUAGCAAAAAAUUAACAAGUGAGAAUGCUACAAAAGAAUCACUGACUUCAGAACAGCAAAAAGGUAAACUGAAUGUGACAAAAACAUCUCUACAUUCCAUGUCAAAAGACUUAAAUAAUAGUAGCAAGCCUGGAAAGAGAGGAAAAUCAAAGAACCUUAAAGGUGACUGGAAUGUAGUAGAGCCUAUGAAUCAUACAGGGUCUAAGGUUAAAGAAGCUGAAGAAAACUUGUCAGGGGGAAAAACAAACAGGAAGAUCGACUUUGAUGAGGAGGUAACACCGGAUAAAGAAGUGAAGAGGCAGAAGACCAAUGCAGUGUCUGCUGAUUCAGUUGGACAGAAACGGUCAAGAUCAGGAAGGGUGCUUGUGUCUUCGCUAGAGUAUUGGCGCAACCAAAUUCCUGUUUAUGAUAUGGAUCGAAAUCUUAUCCAAGUGAACGAAGGUCAUGAUGAGACCAGCUCCACUCCAUCUAAAGGAAAAGGAUCGGAUUCUCGAAGAAGUUGAAAAUCACAUUAAAAACUGACAUCUACUUGGUAGAUACUAAUUCGGGUUUAUGGUGGCCUCUGACCCUGUAAUCAUCUUAGGCUUAUUAGCGGUGGCUCGUUCAAUCUUUUGGCAUUUGGAACUAUGUAAUAUUUGUUUUGGUUGAUAUUUCGUUCCACCAAUUUCUCAACUUGAAGAAAAAGUACAUUAUA